AUGGCUCGGGGCCUUGCUGUGCCACGGGGUGCUCUGAGCCUGCCCACCGGUGCAAAACGGAGUGGGGAGAACCGGUGGGCCAGGGGGUCUCUGCCCCGCCACCUGCGCCCGGCUGACCCCCCCCGGGGCCGGAUCCAGCACGGGGAAAGCUGCCGCCAUCGGAACCGCUUCCUUGGCCGUGUUUGGGCUGACUGGUUCCUCCUGGACAGCCGGACCAUUCGCCACGUGGCCGUUGGCUUGUUCUGCUGUGGAGUCUCCAUCUACUUAACAGCUCUCGCCAUCUACAUGCUGCUGCUCUUUGAGAUGGAGACGGGCAUCACUGGCGCCUGCAUCCUGUCCUCGGGCAUCCUCGUCCUGCUCAUCACAGUGACGCAUGCCCUGGUCCGGGCCAAGCAGGUGGCACGGCGUGGCCGGACCCAGCUCUCCCACACCCUCUACGAGAACGACUCUGCCCAGCACGGCGAGGCUCCCGCCCGCCACCUCAACAACAGCAAGAAUGUGGCUGGGCCCCGGCCCCGGCCGGAGAUCCACCGGGAGUUUUCCUACCCACCGUUCCUGGAGCGGAAGGCCCCCUUUGCCUCGCCAGGCAGCAGCACCGUCAGCUCGGCAGGGAGCCCUGGGGCCCUGCCCGAAGGGAGCUGCAGCCUGCCCAGGACCCACCGGACGCUGUCGGCGGAGUCCGGCCUGCUGCAGGUGCAGGGCAAGCCCUGGAACGGGGUCACGCAGGAGAUGAAGAAUGUUCUGGCACGCAAGCCGGUGGCCACCGGGAAGGAUUCGACCCUGGUGUGAGCCCGGAGCAGGAGCGUUUGGUCCCGGUCAGCCACCCGCCCCGCCGCCCAGGCCGGCAUCUCUCCUGGAGCUCACGCCAAGCUGGUCCUGGCUCAGCCCAUCCCCGGCCUCCCUAAACCCACCUGAAGUGGGGGAAUCAACUGACUUGCCAUGAGAAGGGACUUGGUUCCACUCCCUGCCUCCUCCUCCUCCCACCCAGAGGGGUUUGUGGGGGCACGGAAAGCUCUAUCUGCCUCCCAUCGCUGGCUGGCAGCUCCUGCCCGUGCCCUCUCCCACCAGCACCUUGUCUGCUAGCCAGCUUGGCAACAGGCCGCCUGCUCACAGGCAGGGCGCUGGCUCUGCAAGGCUACAGCCUGGUGCCACCCUGCAAUGCCUCUAACCCUCUCCACAGUGGGGCAGGAGCAGGGCUGGCUGGAUGGCCCUUUGGAGCCCUGGAGUGACCAGCGAGGGGCUGUUACAGGGAAAGGAGUUUAUCAGGGCCUCAGCAUCCCACCUUCGCCUCUUCUUGCUAUUACCCAACGCUUGCCAGGCUCCCAGCACCCCCCUGCACAGUUUGCCUCUAAGAGGACCCUGCAGCCUUGCCCCUGGGUGAGGGCUGCCCAGUGCCCAUCUCAGGGCACCCGACGAUCUUCCAGCAGAACGCCGAGACCUGAGAGCUCAGGCAUUUUGGAGGCCAAGACCCAGCCAGAAACACCCUACAGGGCAGCCUAUUACCACUGAGGAGCCAGGAAGGCCCUGUGCAAAAUAAACCGUGCUCUCCCUUUGCAGCACGCAAGUCUCAGCAACUGCAUCAACUGAAGGAGGGACAGCCGGUGAGGCUGCAGCACUGAUGCCCAGCGCUAUCAGCCUGGAAACAGGCGCAGGCCAGAGGCUCCCAAGCAAGAGCAGGCUGACCAAGCAGCAGGCUCUGCGGAAGGCGGGGAUGUCUCACCAGUAGCUCCAGAGAGCACCGACCUGGGCUGCAGGCAGAGGAAAGCCAGGCUUGUCUGCAGGCAGGAGCUGGCAGGAGGACUUGUGGCAUGUGGGGCAGCAGAGCUCAAAGAAAACAGCCCACCAGGCGAUUUGGACGUCAGUACUUGAAGAACAGGCAGAACAUACCAGGCUUCUUCCAAUGCUGCUUCUAAACCAGGGCAUGGGUGCGACGGAGGUCAAGCGUGGCCCAUGGAGAUAGAGCUGCGGCCUGCCCCCUUUGCUAGCAGGUGUGUCAGCCAGCCAGGCCUCCAGGGAUGGGGGCACCACAAGUUCCGGGGCCACGUUCCCCAUGAAAUGUGAGAGCUGGAAACAAUCCUUGGGGUUUAGGUGAGGGGCAGCUGCUGGCAAACCAGCAGCAUAGCAAAGCAAGGGAGCCCACAGCCACAAACAUCCUUUUGCCCAGCCCCUGGCACUGCCAGCCUCAGCUCUGAAGCAGGGACGGGACAUUCAAAGCCAGCAGGAAGGUGGCGAGGGCAGCCAGGAGCCAGCUGUGCUUUUGAGGCCCUGGGGGAAUGAACACACCAGACUCAGACUAGCUAGUGCCAGACACUUUAGUAGCUUUGUUCAGGCUGCAAUCAGAGCAAAUCUUCCAGCUCCACAAUCAACCCCCCACCCGACAGCUAUGCAAGUGCCAAGUGACAAGCCCCCAAUCCAGCCCUUGACCCUGCUUCUCUUCCCUUUGACCCAGCAACACUGUUAGUACAGGAUGCCAACAUCAUGGAGCACACGUCCACGAAGGAAUGCUACCAGCCAGCAAAACAACCCCCUUUUUUAAUUCCAAGGGGCUGUGUUAUGCUGCAGUGAACCCUUUGUAAACAAGCUGUUUUCUUUGCCAAGUAAACAGAAUCUCAGCUUC
Gavialis gangeticus (Gharial) is the source of this 2617-nucleotide messenger RNA. RefSeq names its product transmembrane protein 221 (gene TMEM221). Bases 1 to 789 code for a protein of 262 amino acids. NCBI's taxonomy places the organism in Eukaryota, Metazoa, Chordata, Crocodylia, Gavialidae. The transcript is spliced from 3 exons. The record is from RefSeq and is a predicted model, not a curated record.